AUGUUAAACGAGGCACUUUUAGAUAUUUUGUUUGCUUAAUUUGAAGAAGUGAAUGAAAUGAAUUAAAGAGAUAAGAGUACAUUAGAUGUAAAUUUUGCAAUGAGAUACUUCAAAGAUAUUUUAGACUGUGAUGCAUUAAUGGGAGGAUUCAGGCCUUCAGGAUAAUAUGAUGAUACAAGUGAUGAUGAAGAGGAAGAAGAAGAAGCAAGUGAAGUAGAGUAAAAGAGGAUUGGAUAAAGAUAGAAUUUAAAGAUUAAUGAACCUAAUUUACAGAAUUUAGCAAUACCAUCAGAUAUGGAUUAAAAUCAAUUUUUGAGAAGUAAUUCAUAGUUGAGAACAUUUUUACGUCAAAUAGAAUUAAGAAAUAGUUUAUCAUCAGGACAAACCAAUAAUACUCGUUAAUCUUAAAAUGUUAAAUAUCCUGUGUAUGCAUUUUCUGAUUUUUAUUAUGCAGCAAGUGAAGAUGUUAAGAUGAUUUAUGAUAAAGUGAUAAAUGAUAUACUUUACAAAUAUAAGAAGACUAAAUCAUUUGAUAGUGAUUAUUACGACUAUCUGAUAUAGAAUUUCUCUGUUUUAUCUGAUUUAUAGAUUAGAGAACAUUUACAACAGAAUAAGGAUUCAGAGAUUAUAUUGGAUUCAUUUAAAAAAUAAAAAAGUUUAAAAAAUCUUGAAAAAAGAUUAUCUUUGUAUACAAAACUAUAAAAUGAAAGCAAAGAUAAUUAUACUAUAUUAUGCUAAGAGGAAAUUGUUGAGAAUCCUUAUGGAAUGAUUUAAAAUAUUUAGAAUCCUUUAUUAACAUCCAAAUUCUAUUAAGAAUUAAAUGAAUUAAUUAAUAAAAAACAUAAGAAAAUUAAAUUAGAGGAAGGGAUAGAUUAUAAGAAAGAAAUCUAAGAAAGAGUUAAAAAUGGAAUUUAAAUUACAAAUGAAACUAAUUAAUAUCAUGCUGAAGAGAAUGGUGAUUUUUAAUAAUAAAUUCAUAUAGAUUAAGAUCCUAAAAAAAAUUAGAUGGAGAUAGAAGCAUCAAUUAGAUAGAAAGACAGAGAAAAUUUGAAAAGAUUUUUUACAAAUAAAUUUAAAUUAUUUGAGAAUGAAUAAUAAGAAAUCUAUAACAACGAAAUUUAAUCUUAAAAGAAUUAAAGGAUACUUAAUAAAGAAUCUUUUUUGUACUAAUGCCCAUAGGAGAAUAUAAAUAUUUUAAAAUGUUAAGCAUAAACAGAUGAGCCAGGAAUGGGAUUACUAUAAAGAAUAUAGUAAUAGUUAGAAGAUGAAAAGAAGUUGAAUGAAUAAUAGAAUUAAUAAAAUUAGUAGCCAGAAGAGAGUUUUAAAUAAGUAGAAAUAGAUAAGAAGGAAUAGGAAUUUUAAAAAGCUUUGGAGAAUUAUUCUUAUUAUAAUAAGGAGAUAAUUGAAUUUUGUAUGGGAUAAAAGGAGAAUUUUUUAUCGAAAUCUUUUGAGGCUUAUAAUAGAGUAGAGAUAGAUUUGUAGAAUAGAUAGUUCUUUAGUGAAAAAUUGGAAGUUUUAUUACAUUAAAAAAAGUUUCCAGAGAAGACAGGAAUAUAACAAUUAGCAAAUAGAUUAGCUGCACCAUCAAUAGUUUCAAGAUAGAAAGACAAUAGAAGUGCUGUAUCUCAUGUUAAUAUGUUAAGUGCAGAAGAUUAGGAAGAAUCACAAGAUUUAUCGUAAUUUGAAGAUGGAAUGUAAUAAUAAUAGGAUUUUAAUUAAUAAUUUGGAAAUGAAGAUGGAGGAAAUAAAGAAUUAUUGAAUUUAAUUGAAUCUAAAAUGAAAGCAUUUUAAACAACACCUUUUUAUAAUCAUUCUUAAGUAGCAGAAUCAUUCCAAUUAAAUGAUUUCUCUUAAGUAUUGACUAAACAUGCAAGAUAUCAUAGAAAUAAUAUUGUAGACAAUUUAUAUGAAGAGAAAAGGGAAUUUUUAGGUUUAGAGAGAGAAUAAGUAAAGUAUUUUGAUCCAUGGACUACAGAAUUGGUUCCUUUAGUUAAUAUUAAAGAAUAAAAAAAAGAUAAUAGAGAAAUAUUGUUAGAAGAAUUAACUGAAAAAUAGAAUAGUCAUGAAUAUUAUAAAUAAGUUGAUAAUUUAUCAUUAUCUAAGGGAAAUUUUAUUUUGAUGGAAUAUAUUGAAUAAAGACCUCUUUUACUUAAUAAUACUGGAAUGUGUUCUAAAGUAACUAGAUAUGUGUAUCCUAGUAGAGCACUUUAAUAAUUUAAUCAGAAAAGAAUUAAAGAUGAAAGUGAUAAUUACAAUAAUUUCUAAGAAAAUAGUCUUUAAGCUAAUUAUAAAAGUUCAUUUGGUUAAGUAGGAUAAAUUUCAAAUGAAGAAAUAACUCUUUUAGAAUUUAAGAAUAUGUUAGUUGAAUAAUUAGGCAAUAUUGGUUAGAUCAGAUUUUUAGAUAAGAAUGGAACCAUACCAUUAUAAGGAUAACUUACAGAUGAACGAUUUAUUGGUGUUGCUGUUAUAGAAAAUGAACUCUAUAGAGCUCCUAUUUUUAAAUAAAAAUUACCUAUUACUGAUUUUUUAUUAGUAAGAACAAGAGUUGAUAAUUGUCAUUACAAAUAUACACUUAGACCUAUUGAUUGUAUUUAUUUAGUUGGUUAAAUUGAACCUAAAGUAGAAAUAUUUACACCUCAUUCUAGACCUUUAGGAACAUUUCUGAAGAACUGUUUAAAAACAUAUAUAAAGAAAUAAUUCAAAAUGGAUUAAGAAGUUAAAUAAGAUGAAUUAGAAUAAAUAUUCUAAAAAUAAAGUCAUACCAAUAUUAGAUCUGCUCUAAAAGAAUGUAAAGGUGUUCAAGAUUCUUAAAAUCAAAAAACUUGGAGAUAUUAAAAAGGAAGUGAAGAUAUUUAAGUACUUAAAUAUGAUAUUACAGCCAAUCAAGUUUGUUUGUAUGAAUCUAUGUUGCAUUCCUCUUAUUUAUUAUAAGAAUUUGGAUUAAGAGAACUUAAAAAUAGUGAUAAAAUGAAGAAAACUUUAUAAGAAUAUUUAUCAAGAAACCCUUAGGAUUUCAAUAGUUGGGUUAUUGCUAGAAGAAUUGAAGAUGAACUAAACAUGACUGCCUGGUCUUUAUCUUAAUCAUUUUUACAUUCAGCUAAUUAAACAGGAAGAAUGUUAUUAUAUGGAAUUGGUGAUCCUACAUCAGGACAUGGAGGGUUGAAUUAUAUUAAAAAACCGUUAAAAGCCAGAGGUGAAAAAGGUUAGAAUGCUAUUUAAGAGAAAAAGCCAUAAGUAAUGGGUACUGAUAAUGAUUUACGUAAAUUACAUGUAGAAGACAUAUAAAAUAUAUCUAGAAAAUUAGGAUUGACAGUAAAUUAUUAUUUUAAUUAUUUUAUAGACUGAAUAAAAUUUGAAGAGAUGGAGAAUGAUAAAUAAAUUAACAGCAUUUUUAUCCUAAUCUUAGAAUCCUGAUGAUAAAGAGAGUAGGGAUGCAGUAAUGUUUAGAAAGAAUUUGGAGUUAUUAAAUGAUAAGGAGAGAAAACAAUUAAAUGUGAUAGAGAAAUAUGCUAAAAAUUAGAGAUAGACAACUAAGAAGUAGAAAGAAUAAUAUUAGAAAGAAUUGGAUAAGCAAUUGGCUAAAUUAAUAUAGAAUCUAACAAUAAAAGUAUCAGGAAAGUACUUUGAAGAUUUUGAAGAGGUGAAAAAGAAGAGAACAAAGAGAGAUUUAGAUAAAGAUGAUAAGAAUAAAGAUUUAGAAUAUAAUGAUGAAGAUAUAAAACCGUAUUUAAUAGUUGAUUAAGAGAAUUAUAAGUUAAGAAUAGAGGCAUUUUAAAAGAAGGAGAAGAAGAUUUGGGUGGAGAAGAAAAAGAAGAAAGGAUUACCUUGA
This is a messenger RNA of Paramecium sonneborni, 3829 nucleotides long. The record is from the annotation of a GenBank genome assembly. NCBI's taxonomy places the organism in Eukaryota, Ciliophora, Oligohymenophorea, Peniculida, Parameciidae.